AUGGAACGUCUGGAGCAGGGUCAGACUGGGCCGGGCACGGAAAAAAAUCGAAUCAUCCGGGUUUUGGUUCUGGGCACGGAAAAGAUUCCAAUCAUCAGGCUUUUGGUUCUGCAUCUUGGCCUCCCUCCGGCAGUGUUGUGGACCCCCCUCUACCCCCACCAUCGCAAAAAAGGGCUCACCAAAAUUUCUAAUCAUCAGGCUUUUGGUUCUGCUGCUUAUCAGAGAACAACAGUAUCAUCAGAUGCUUACUGGACAACACCAACAGGUCCCACGUCUAUGAGACUUGUCAAUGGAAGGAACAGAUGUGAGGGACGUGUUGAAAUAUUCUAUGAUGGAACCUGGGGAACGGUGUGCGGUGACCUCUGGGAUAUGAGUGAUGCUCAGGUGGUGUGCAGGCAACUGGGCUGUGGUUUUGCCAGAUCAGCCCUUGCAGGAGCAACUUUUGGCCAAGGGAGUGGACCCAUAGUGUUGGAUGAUGUGCAGUGCAGAGGCCACGAGUCUUUUCUAUGGGAAUGUCCUCACAAUGGACUGAAACGUCACAACUGUGGACAUAGUCAGGAUGUUGCAGUCGUUUGUUUAGAGCAUCACCAGCUGUUCUCAGCGAUAGGCUCCACUGUCCAGACCCCGGCCUUCUCCACUUUGUACAGAAAUGGUAUGUGCUUGAUAGAGGUGUUUGCAGAUUACAGACAUGGUUACUGCUCAAACGCUGCCUGUUUUCACCUCUACCCCAUCAAGGAGCUGAUCCAGGACACUGUAUCCCGUGAUGAGAUACAGGGCUCUUUCUCAUUGGUUCUGACCCUGCUCCUGGGAAAUACAUAUUUCAGGGGAUGCGCAUUUAGAUGA
Molecule: messenger RNA, 843 nt
Organism: Xenopus laevis (African clawed frog)
Lineage: Eukaryota; Metazoa; Chordata; Amphibia; Anura; Pipidae
Product: deleted in malignant brain tumors 1 protein-like
Exons: 11
Coding region: 1-843 (280 amino acids)
Source: RefSeq, a predicted model, not a curated record